CUUCCGAUCUAGGAUUGCGCAGAGGCGACGGGAAGCUCCGUCCCCGCUGUCGCCCCGUCGUCUCUCUCUCACCGUCGCUCCCUCACCAUCGACAUGGCCGGUCAGUCAAGUUCGUUGUCGUCCCAAGGCGAAGGAGGGUACUACUUGAUGGGAUGCCUCAAGGACGUACCAACCCUCAGGGGUGACAACUACACUGAGUGGAGAAAGAAAGUGGACAUGGCCUUUGUUUGUGCCGAGAUGGACUGGGUGGUUGACACUCCACAGCCACCAAACCCUACAGAGCCAGUCAGGGAUGCAAAAGAUGAUGACGAUGCUUGGGAGAAAAAGAAGAGGAAGUAUGCUCCAUUGGAGAUGUCAUACACCCUCGAGAACAAAAAGUGGCUCACCGCCAAUAAAAAGUGCAUGGCUUUCAUAAAGAACACAAUUGAGCACGUUAUUGUGGGCUCAUUUGCAGCGUGUGCU
Messenger RNA from Brachypodium distachyon (stiff brome), 462 nucleotides. RefSeq lists its product as uncharacterized. The record is from RefSeq and is a predicted model, not a curated record. The transcript is spliced from 2 exons. The annotation marks the transcript as partial. Lineage: Eukaryota; Viridiplantae; Streptophyta; Magnoliopsida; Poales; Poaceae.